This is a messenger RNA of Yamadazyma jaroonii, 1572 nucleotides long. The record is from the annotation of a GenBank genome assembly. NCBI's taxonomy places the organism in Eukaryota, Fungi, Ascomycota, Pichiomycetes, Serinales, Debaryomycetaceae.
AUGUUCAACUCCCGUUCCUUUAGAGGUAACAGGAACUAUAUCUCCCUAUACAACUCCCAUCUACUGGAAGUAUUCAACUAUCCCCAGGAUACCUUCAAAGAAAGCAAAGUCAGUAAUGACGUGCUAUACCAGCAUCAAAUAGGAUACCCUCGAUUCCCAGGUAGUAGAUGGACCAGUGAAGAGAAAAGCAUGUUCUUCCAUUAUCUAGCACGAUAUUCCAUCCAUAGAUUAGACCUCAUCCUGGAGAAUAUCCCCACCAAGUCCAGUCUAGAGAUCCUACAAUACUAUCAUGUCCUCAACAGAGCACUUAACAAAUAUAAGAAGGUGAAGAAGACCCAUGUUAGAGGGAAGAAAUUCUACUACAAGCAUGUCAGUACCAAGCUCCUACCGUACCACGACCUCCCCAUUGCCUAUGAGAUGUCAGAAGAAUGGAUCAAGGCCGAAGAAGUCCAGAGUUGGAUGGCUACAAAGAAAGAGAAAAUAGUAGUACGCGAUGAAACGGCGAAAUUCCCCGCUGUAGAAUCAGACCUAAUUGAUAUGGAAAUGUUCGAAAAAUGGAACGCUUUGACCAAGCAAUAUGGCGGAGAGAGUGCUAAAGUUGAUUAUAAGAGUGUUAAGUUUUACGAGAAACUUAUCCAUUUGAUAACAAGGGAGAUGAUGAUUUAUUUCCUCAUCAGAGGAACCCAGAAAUUCAAUAAACUUGACUUCACUAGGGCCAUCAACACUGUUAAAGGUUUGACAGAGCGAUAUGAACCGUUGGUGUUUGCCCCCAAGAAGACGGUGACCUCUAUUGAUGAUUUACCGAAAUUGAGUAAAGUUGUUGAGGAUGAACACAUUGAAGAGCAACUCUUCGAAAGGGAGACCCAGGAGAUUGACGAAAAGGAUAUGUGGGAGUCAAGGGGCCAUGAACAUAUUCUUUUGACGUUCAUGACCACGGCGAAUUAUGAAGCAGUGAAGCAUCUGAUGUAUACGGAUGUGGAAUUAGUGGAGCAGGGAGUAUUACCAGUGAGUGUGUUGCCAGGGGGUGUGUUGCCUGAGGAGCAAGUGUCCGAGCAGGGAGUGUCGCCUGGGGGAGUGUUGCCUGGGCAGGUGGCGAACCUGGUUCCGUUAGACUCUGAGACAACCAAUGAAGCAGAGUUGAUUUCCUAUGAAGCAUUGCUGGCAGCAGAAAGACAGAAAGAUGCAGCUGGUGAAUUUAUGCAAGAGACUGCGGACGUUCAAGGCCGGGAAGAAGGUCCAGAAUCGCAGACGGAAGCUCAGGUUCCAGAGACCCAAGCUCCAGAGACCCAAGCUCCAAAAGCCCAAGCUACAGGGGCCCAGACUCUAGAAUCACACACUCCACAAUCACAAGCUCCACAAUCACUGACAGAAACUCAAACACCAACUCCAGAACCAGACGUUACGGAAACCCGGGAGUUUGAUCAUCCAUCAAACAUGGACAUCGACCUAAACAUCGACCUGAAUAACCCCGACGACCAAACUCACCUGGACCUGGACCUGGAUUUCCAAGAAUUCGAUCACGGAAUGUUGAAACUCCUCAACAACUUCCACUACACUUACGCCCAUUACUAA